This is a messenger RNA of Diospyros lotus (date-plum), 831 nucleotides long. RefSeq lists its product as uncharacterized. The record is from RefSeq and is a predicted model, not a curated record. NCBI's taxonomy places the organism in Eukaryota, Viridiplantae, Streptophyta, Magnoliopsida, Ericales, Ebenaceae. The transcript has 3 exons. The coding region runs from base 120 to 458 and encodes 112 amino acids.
UCCCUUUCGAUUUUGAUCAUAUAUAUAUAUACACACACGCAUAGAGUUGGUUGUUGUUUCGGAUCACAACGAAGUAGAAGCACCGUUAAUCCGCUGCUCAAACUCAAAGCCAAAGCCCCAUGGAGCAGAAGCAAUCCGGUGAAGAACAAGUGUCAUCAGCAAAAGCAGUUCUACUUGGAGCUCUAGCGCCCGGUGUUAAUGGUGCGACUUGGAAUACCCUGAAAUUUGCAUUUUUGAUGCUGGGUCUGUGUCUCGCGGCCAUGCUUGGCUUGGCCUUCUCUUCCAGCGACUCUGGCUUGAUGCUUCAUGUCGUAUUGCUUGUUCUAAUCACUGGAGCACUUUUCACGCUUCUUAGCAGGUUUCUUGCACAGACUGGCCUAGUUUCAAUCGAACAUCAAAUGCAGGAAAUGGGAUUGGCGCCAAAAGAUGACGGGGGGAUUGACAAAAAGAGCAGAUGAUUUUCAGAUCAAUAUUAUUACAAGUGAAAACAUCAAUAAUUUUCAGCAAAAGACCUGGUAAAAGGCCAGUUUAUAUAAAUACAUGGAGAAGACAGUUGCAGCCUCCAAUUGACAGAUCACAACAUUUGCUAAGAUUUUCAUCCUAGUUUCUUGGCUGGAGUGGUUGCAUUGUUCAAUCGGUCUUCUCUUCCUUCUCUUCCUUCUCUUUAUGUUUGCUCUUUUUGGACUGGAUGAAGCAGAAGCAGGAGCAGCAGGGCAAAUGUAGCAAGAAUUUCAUUCUCUCUUCUGGAGUUGUUUCCCUAAUGACAUUGGAAGUUCUGGAAACACUCAAUUUAUAGAGUUGCAGUUUAGUAUUUUCCUUUCCUUUUCCUUC